AUGUCCUCUGUCAACAUCUGGACGGCCAAUUUAAUCCAGGCCAUGACGUCCAUCGACAUUGCAUGCACAGCAAUCGCACUUUUCAUGUGGACCUACAGCGUAACUAUCUUCAGCGAGCUCACCGAAGAAGAGAGAUCAGGGAGGCGACGGUACCUGGUAAUCAGCUUCAUGAUAUUGGCAUGUUCCUGCAUCUCCUCCAUCACCAGUGGAAUAGAGAGUCACCGCGCUGCGCUGGAGACUCUCCCGUCUUUGGAUAAUUUUCAGGACGUUUUCGAGAGCAGGUACAAUGGUGUAUUGAUGAAGACGUCGAGUGUUACAUUGUAUCUCCAGGCAUGGAUUGGCGACGCCCUAUUGGUGUACCGGUGCUUCAUUAUAUGGAGGGAUCGUUUAGGGUUGGCAGUUAUUCCCGUUCUGAUUUAUAUCUUAUCCAUGGGAGUUGGAAUACGUUGUCUCGUACCUGACUAUGAUACCUGGGGAUUCGAAGAAAGCGAGAUCCGACUCAUCCUCGAGACAGUAGACGCCUUCAUCUACCUCAUCCUCCACAUCACCAUUACGGCUCUAAUCGCCUAUAGGCUUUUGAGCGCCCGAAAUCACUUGAUGAAGGUUCUGCCAAACGCAGAUGAUAAGCCGUACACCAGUAUCGUCGCAAUGUUCAUCGAAUCGGCCGCUGCUAUCACCAUAUUUGCAGCCGGAUAUGCGAUCACCAACCUACUAGCCGGUUGGCCAGCAUACCAAGCAAACAGUAUUUUCCUGAUUGGAUACAACGCCUGUAUCACUCUCGUUCCUCAGCUCAUCAUCUUUCGCGUCGCCACUGGUCGAUCGUGGGCUAAGCACCCAGGAGAAGAGUCAACCGCUCUGUCGAAGCAGAUCCAGUUUGCGCGAUCGGAUAAAACAGGGGACUUGGAGUCAAGUCAAAGCACAGAAUGA
Molecule: messenger RNA, 927 nt
Organism: Coprinopsis cinerea okayama7#130
Lineage: Eukaryota; Fungi; Basidiomycota; Agaricomycetes; Agaricales; Psathyrellaceae
Exons: 5
Coding region: 1-927 (308 amino acids)
Source: RefSeq, a predicted model, not a curated record